AUGAGCGUGGCCACGGCCGACAGCAUGGCGGCGAAAGUGGAGAACGGGAACCUCCGCCACGGGUUUUCCGGCAGGCACGGCGACGUGAGGUCGGCGAACGAGUCCGGCAGCACGUGCAUGUAUCCGGUGGCGAGUAUGACUCCCGACGCAAAAGCUUUGACGAGGACGAACAUGUCCCUGUCGGGGUGCAGAGCCGGCACCGAAUGGGAGACGAUCGGAAGGCAAACGCCGGCCAUGCUCGCCGCCAGGAUGGAGGCGAUGGCGAUGAGUUUGAACUUCAUUGCGUGGGCGGAGUUCCGGCAGCCGGAGGAGGAGGGGCCGCAUUUCGGUGACGGGGAGGCGGUUUGGGGAUCGGCCGCGGCGGCGGCGGCGGCGGCGGCGGCGAGGAGGAGGAGGAGUACGGCGGCGAGGAUUGGAGCUGGAUUAAUCCUGGCCAUUGGAUUGUUUUUUAUUUUGGGAGUGGGAUUUUGGGUGGUGGAGAUUUUGUGGUUAGGGUUUUUGGAUUUUUUUAUAGAGCGAAACUGGGGAGGUUGUUCGAUUCAUGUGGGGUUCGAAUUUGAGUUUGUUUGUGCGGAAAUGACAGUUUGGUCCCUGGCUGGAUCGUUGAUGGGUUUGAGUAAACGAAGAGAAUGGGAGGGGUGUUUAGGGGAAUUCGAGGUGUUUAAUAGCACCAAAGUAUAUGAAGAUGAACAUUAUAGGUUGGAUGUGUAUGCAAAGAAAAGAUUUUCUCAAUCCUCUUCGUCGAUCCACCAUAGCCGCGGGACGUCUUCAUCAGAUUCUUGUCCGAUCAACCAUGGCCAUAGCCGUGAAGCCGCGAGUUCCGACCGCCGUGCAGCAAGGGAGAACCAGGGGUCCCGAACAACAGCAACUCCUUCUCCCUCGGGCGAUUCUGAAGCCAAGAGACGAGCCGUCACCGACGAGCCUCCACCACCGGGAUUUUCGAGAAAGGCAGACAUAAAUCGCUGCACCCAUCUCGGGAAUUUUGAAAAUCCGCUACAAAAUGUUCAGGAAUCAAUACGACACCAACGAGACGACGUGGUUGCCGGCGGGGCGACUGUUCCAAGUGGAGUACGCGAUGGAGGUGGUGAAGCUGAAGAGUUCGAGACGAUGGAAGAAAAAACUGGAAAUUGGAGACUGUGGCGACACCUCGUUCUCCUCCGGAGGAGCCGACCGCUUGGCGGCGGCGGCGGCCGAGCCGCGCUUGGCGUUCUUCCUGUAGCCGCCUCCAACUGGGAUGUUCCUCAAGGCGCCGCCUUUGGUCCAGUACCUCCGGCAGCUCUUGCAGAAAUGGCGGGGCUGAGAGAGAUUGUAAAGAUUGCAUUAGAGAAGAACAAGCUCAAAAGAUUACAGCCCCCAUGGAAAGCUUAUUCUUGA
This is a messenger RNA of Striga asiatica, 1374 nucleotides long. NCBI's taxonomy places the organism in Eukaryota, Viridiplantae, Streptophyta, Magnoliopsida, Lamiales, Orobanchaceae. The record is from the annotation of a GenBank genome assembly.